Messenger RNA from Columba livia (rock pigeon), 6527 nucleotides. It is a transcript of the gene LMO7, whose product is annotated as LIM domain 7. The transcript has 36 exons. The coding region runs from base 161 to 5791 and encodes 1876 amino acids. Gene Ontology annotation, biological process: actomyosin structure organization; regulation of signaling; regulation of cell adhesion. The record is from RefSeq and is a predicted model, not a curated record. Gene Ontology annotation, molecular function: actin binding. NCBI's taxonomy places the organism in Eukaryota, Metazoa, Chordata, Aves, Columbiformes, Columbidae.
AGCUCCGCGGGGAGGAGGCGGAGGGGGAGGAGGCGGCGCGGCGAGCGUUAAAAGGAGGCAGCUGAAUGACAGCGGCUGCUCCCCGCGCCCCCACCCCGCCGCAGGACCGGCUGCUCGGUGCCGCCGCCGCCCACCCCCAAUCGCUCACUCACUGCCGGCCAUGGAAGCGAGAGAGGACGCGGAGUGCGACUGCCAGGCGGCGUUCGCCGAAGCUCAGCGAUGGGUAGAGACAGUUACUGGGAAAAGCUUUGGAACCAAAGACUUUCGAGCAGCUCUAGAAAAUGGAGUCCUGUUGUGCGAUUUGAUUAACAAGAUCAAACCUGGCAUCAUUAAGAAGAUCAAUCGUCUGUCAACUCCAAUCGCCGGCUUGGAUAAUAUAAAUGUUUUUCUGAAAGCGUGUGAAAAUAUUGGACUGAAAGAAGCUCAGCUUUUUCACCCAGGAGAUCUUCAGGAUUUGUCCAAUCGAGUUACAGUCAAACCGGAGGAGACCAACAGAAGAGUGAAAAAUGUUUUGAUUACACUGUACUGGCUUGGAAGAAAAGCUCAAAGUAACCCUCAUUAUAAUGGUCCAUACCUCAAUCUUAAAGCAUUUGAGAAGUUAUUAGGGCAAGCAUUGACUAAGGCACUUGAAGAGUCCAGCCACCUGAACAGAAGUGGCAGGGAUAGUGGGUACGGUGAUAUUUGGUACGUUGACCGGGGAGAGCCCUUUUCAUCUUCUACUAGUCAUAAAAGAGACGAUUCCUUCGAUAGCUUGGACUCUCUUGGUUCAAGAUCCUCCACAAGCUUUUCAUCAGAUAUAACCUUGAAAGGUGGCAGUGAAGGUUGUGACAGUGACACAGACUCGGAACUGCCUUUCAAAAUGCACGACUCCCAUAAAGAUGACAGGUCUUACCGUAGGAUCUCUGUGAUUGAACCGAAACCUACUGCUGACUUCAAUCGCUUCUUACCCAACAAAAACAAGCAGGCGACGUAUGUGCCGGCGCCCUUAAGGAAGAAGAGGACAGAGAAGAAUGAGGACAACAGGAGGAGCUGGGCAAGUCCAGCCUUCACUGAGUCAGAUGGAACAUUUUCAAGUGGACGUGAAAUGAAUCCCGUAGCUUCCUGCCAAAAUAGCAGAGCAGAGCGUGGGCUCACAAAUCCAGCUUCCCUCCAGAUGAUCUAUGAGUAUGACAGUGGCUCUGAUUCAGAAGAUGAAAGAAGGCUGCCCGACUUGGUUAUGGAUGACUUAGCAAAUCGUAGAUUUCUAGUCAAAAAGAGCCCUGUAAGCUCUGCUGCACCUGGACAUCAUUUCGUGUUGCGCAAUGACUCUCCUAAAUCUUGCUCACAAGAAAGUUAUCCAGCUGGUCCACUAGCUGCAAUGCUUGAACCACAGAGUAACCGGAGGAGGCAGAGGCAGUUGGAUACUAAAGAGGAAAACAAACCAAGAGUUAACGUAUCUUCAGAACUAUCUGGGUAUUUUGAUGAGGACGAGGAAGAAGAAAUAGGCAUCCCAAACAUUGAAAGAGAUGAUCUCUAUUUUCGCAAGCUAAGUUCUUCAGCGGCAAAUACAGGUGUUGCUUUUGACAAAUUUCUUCCUAAGUUUUGGACUCCAGAAGAAGAAUUGCUAUGGAAAAAAAUCAGGAAAUCCUCUUUCAAACCCUGGUAUAAAGAGAUUCAAGGGUUCAGCAGAAAGAAAUCAGAUUCUGAGGAUUGGGAAUUCGCUUACAAGCAAAGCUCUGCCAUUGUUGCUAAUCAACCAAGACCAAAUUUUGACUGGAAUAGCAGUUGCAGAAGGGAUCAGAACUAUAAGCCAACUACUGAAUAUGUGGGAAGCUCAUUGUCACAGAUUGCAGAAGGAAAAAUCUUGGAGGCCUCUGAUCAGCCCAGUCAGUUUUCGUUACUUCAGGCCCUGCAAAAAUACUCUGACUACUUGUCUUCUGAAACGAAGACCAAAAUUGAUCCUACUUCUGGCCCUAGGCUCAUAAAAUGUAAAAAGAAUAUUUCAUUUGUACCAGGAUGCCAGCAAGGAGAUACAGAAAAUGGAUAUCUGUAUCCAGAUUUAGAAAAUGAUGACUUGUUUGUUCGGAAAACUGGGGCUUUCCAUGUGAAUCAAGUUGUUUUGCAAGAUCCCCGGUAUUUAAGAAAAUUCUCUGACCGGGAGCCUCUCCUAGAAGGUGAGAUCAUUCUGCAACCCAGAGAGGGCCAGCCUGUAAUUCCAGAUUUGGAAAAGGAUGACAUGAUUUUCCGUAAAAUCCUCUCUCAGAAAAAAGAGGUGCCUUUAUCAGGUGCUCCAGACAAGUAUCACCCGGCACUCUUUCCUGAUCCGUGGAGUCUUCCGGAGGAGGUCCGGUCCAAAUUUCUGUGUUUACUUGAAAAAAACACAACACCAGAGGAAAGGAAGAGCAAUGGCAGAGUGCUGUCACCAUCUUCCCGUCAUAAGAAGGACGAUAUGCUGACCCGCAAGAUUGACUCUUGGAAGGUGGGAAGCAACGUCCAGCCAGUAAAUUUCAUCCCGGGUCCGUGCAGUGAAGACGACUGGAAGAAGUGGGAAGCGAUCAGGGAGGCCAGCAAAGUUAGACACAAGAAACGGCAGCUGGUGGAGAGACUGCUUCAAAAGCUUUCUGAUGAGCAAGGGAGUAAAUCUUUGAAUGAUGUCAGCGUGGAGGAGAUGCAGUCAUUGCGCAAAAUCCGUUAUGAAGAGCUACAGAAGAUAAAGGAACAGUUACAUGAACAAGAUAUGAAGUGGCAAGAAGAUCUAGCAAAAUGGAAGAAUCGUAGAAAGAGCUUCACUUCUGAAUUGCAAAAGAAAAAGGAAGAGAGAGAAGAAAUAGAAAGGAGAGCCUCUGAGGUUUCUGGAAGGAGGACUAAGUCACUGAAAGAAAUGCAUCAGGAGAGGGAGGACAAAGACGAAGACUUCUAUGGGCAACGAAAAUAUGAACACAAGUGGACGUAUUCACUGAACGAUGACGUGUUUAGUGAAGAAAAAGCACCUUCCACAAGGUUGGCAGCAAAAGAUUACCUUUUGGAAGAAGAUAGCUCCUACAAGACUAAGGAUGGCGAAAGUGUGUAUGCCGCACAACCGCGCAAGGAGAACCUGACAGAGAGCUCGGCCGCUCGUGAUGCUCCCGCUCCGCCAAAGGGCCUGGCAGAGGAGCAGAGCUCGGCUCUUUUGUCUACCCGCUACUCAGUGAAUGCUCAAACUGGGUCAGCUCAGGUUUCAGCUUCUCUCCCGAGAAGCUACCAGAAAGCUGAUACCUCUAGGUUAACAUCUGUGGUUACACCAAGACCUUUUGGAGUCCAGUCAAGAGGAAUCUCGUCACUUCCACGGUCGUUCACGAUGGAUGAUGCCCAGAAAUACAACGGAGAAGUAGAAAAAGCUAAAAGAACUCAAACUUUGUUCACCAGCAGUUCGUUUUCACAACCAGACUCCGCACAGCCUCUCUCCACUAGUGCAUUCAGAAGCAGAGGUGAGGAGGAGGAGGAGGAAAAAGAAAGUGUUCAGUCAAUACCUCCUCCUAGUUUGGCAUUACCUGUAAAAUCCCAAGACCAAGAUGCUGGAAGCAGUAUUCUUAAACCAGAGUAUUGCUCUCCUUCUGAUUCUCUUUCACUUGCAUCUUCUGCAGAAAAUGUGAGUCUGCCAGAGCCUGAGGAUUCAAAAUCCCUGGAACAGUACAGUGAAUUGAGAAUCAGUAUAAACCAGAGACCUGGCCACAGUCGCAGCUUUGGGUUUACAACAAAUUGGAGUUCUUCAGGGGCCUUUGUACAGACAGUUGAAGAAGGUAGCCCUGCAGCACUUUGUCAGCUGCAUGUAGAUGAUGAGAUCAUUGCUAUUAAUGGCACAAAGGUUUCACGUAUGGACUACAGUCAGUGGGAAGAAGCCAUCAGCAGAGCACUAGAAACUGGAAACCUGGUCAUGGAUGUCAGACGAUAUGGAAAGAAUGAUUGGGGCAAAGACCUGCCUUCCCUGCCACAUGUAAGGCAUAAAAUCCUCAAUCUCACCAGUAUGGCUACCAACAUUAUAGGUACAUCUGAAAAUAAAUGGAUUGAUGCAACUACUGGAGAACACAUUUCAAAUGUUUCCACCACAUCAACAAAAAGAGAUUUCUCCAGCAACCUUCAAAGUUCUGAUACAGAAACAAAGUUGAUAAAUGGAAUGCAGGGAAAUCUUGGCUCUAGCGAACAAAGAGCAUCUGAACCUAUUUCUUUGAAAAACUUAAAAAGACGGUCACAAUUUUUUGAACAAGGGUCAUCAGGUUAUUCUUACAAUUCAUGGGUCUACCUUUGUGGAGGCCCAGAGCCUGCAAUGCCUGAUCUUCCAGUCCCAUCCAUUAGUGCUCCUAGUCGUCGGGUUUGGGAUCAAGAGGAAGAACGAAAACGACAGGAAAAAUGGCAGAAAGAGCAGGACCGUUUAUUGCAGGAGAAAUACAAACGGGAACAAGAAAAACUGAGGGAAGAAUGGCUACGAGCUAAGCAAGAAGCAGAAAAAGAGAGCUCAAAGUAUUUUGAUGAGGAGCAGACUGUUCUAACCUUGAACACAACAUCUGUCCCUGCACGGGCUUCAUCUGUGUCCAGCUGGAGGGCAAGCCCCGAAGCAAGGACUCCUGAGGAGCCAGAAGGAGAUGGUGGAAGCAACCUGGCAGACCGCUUGCUGGGUGAGGAAGAAGAAAGGAGGAGGCUUCAGGAGGAACGGAGGAUCCAGGAAGAAGCAGCUGUGCAUUUUGAGCGAGAAAGGGAACUCCAAGAGCUGGAACUCGAGAGACAACGCAAAGAGAGGGAACAGCAACGUGCUGAGGAGCAGAGGCGGCGUGCAGAGAUGGAGGAGCAGAGGCGGCAGGCCGAAAGGCAGAGGGAGGUGUCGGUGGAGAUGCCUCAGUACCAAAGACAUUAUGAGCGCUACGAAGUAUCUAAAACAAUAGAGGAUCGAGCUGGCUAUCCUCUCAUUGACAGGCAUUAUGAGCGUUAUGAAGUUUCUAAAACCAUUGAGGAACCUGGCCAGUCGUUUGCUGACAGGAACAAGUCCAAGUCAACUUCUGAACUGAAUGAAUUCAACACAAUCAGAAAUGGUACUCAGAGCAAGUAUUCAGAGAGGUCCUGGAACACAAGUGACUCACAGAAGAAGCCUCAGAAGGAGCAAAACCUGUCUGCAGCAGAGCUGGAGAGACAGCAAAUCCUUCAGGAAAUGAGGAAGAAAACAUCUCUACACACGGACAGCAGCUGGAUUAGGCAACGCAGUUCCAGUAUACAUAAAGAGCCUGUUAGUCUGUACAGCAAUAGUAUGAGAAGAGGGGAGUCUUUGGACAAUCUUGAUUCUUCAAGAACCAGCUCGUGGAGGCACCAUUCACGGCUGAACCAGUCUGCCUCCUCUUCAUCUCUGUCCUCUAGUCAAGAUUCCAGUCGCCCAGUGUCCACUUCAAACCGAGCCUACAUGUGCACUCCUUCCUCCAGCAAAGCAUCUCCUGCAGCCACCUCUCCGAGAGCCCCCUCCGUGCCCCAGGCAGCCCCCCGGGCUCAGUCUCCCCUCUCUGCUACCCAGCCAGGGUCCCAGACACGCAGCAGGUCAGUCAGUGGGAAGAAAAUCUGUUCAUACUGUAAUAACGUUCUGGGCAAAGGAGCAGCCAUGAUCAUUGAGUCUCUUGGUCUUUGUUAUCAUUUACAUUGCUUUAAGUGUGUUGCCUGUGAAUGCGACCUUGGGGGAUCCCGCUCUGGAGCUGAAGUCAGGAUCCGAAACAACAAACUCUUCUGCAACGACUGCUAUAUCAGAUUUAAAAGUACAAGUUCAGGAGGAAUUGAUAUACUUACAGAUCUUAAUUAAAAGCUGGACAGCCAACCUCCAUGUGAAGCAAAUGAAGACAUGAAACCACUGUUGCAGAUAAAAGAAGAGGUGAUUGCUGCUGAUGUAGAUCUAUAAAUAUAUAUAUUGUGUGUAUGUGUGUUUUUUCUAAGAGUAACUCUUGCUUGUCUAGUCUUUAUAGCAAUGCAUUGUAUUCUUCAUAUAACUAUUUUUAUUUAUAAGAAAGUAAUUGCAGUAAGGAAAUAUCUGGGGAAAAUGCUUUCACUUUUUCAGCUUCAAGUACUGAGAGCACAAGGGAGAAUAAGUAUAUUUUCAGUAAUAACUUCAAAAUAUUUUUGAGGCUUAUAAUCAACUAGUUGACUUUCCAAUCAUAUAUGAAGAGGGUAUUUUGUUUCUAAGCUCUUGAAAUGAGCAUUAGGGAAAUAGUUAAUAUAAAUAUAUAUUUGCAAUUGCUGUCUUUGACAUAUACUGAAAGUGAAUUCUCUAGAUUAAUAUGAAGCUGCAUUUAAAUGCACACAAAUGUGUUUGCUUUCCAUAUGCUGGUUUCUAAAAUUAUGUGCUUUUUUGAAACUUAAAUACAAAGAAUAAUCUGUUUGCUCAGUGGUGUUGUCAUAGUAUUCUGUGGAAUCCAUUUAAGGGGAAGAGUUCUCUUUUCCCACUUGAAAAUGUAACUACCAUUUUUUCCUCCACAAACUGAGUGGAGAAUUGUUGUUGAAUUACAGUACAUUUGUAAAUAAAAUUUCUGAUGUUGCAUUUA